This is a messenger RNA of Dipodomys ordii (Ord's kangaroo rat), 444 nucleotides long. Its product is annotated as sodium/hydrogen exchanger 7-like. The annotation marks the transcript as partial. Gene Ontology annotation, molecular function: sodium:proton antiporter activity. Gene Ontology annotation, biological process: proton transmembrane transport. Gene Ontology annotation, cellular component: membrane; recycling endosome. The transcript is spliced from 4 exons. The record is from RefSeq and is a predicted model, not a curated record. NCBI's taxonomy places the organism in Eukaryota, Metazoa, Chordata, Mammalia, Rodentia, Heteromyidae.
GUGGUCCUUGACGAGAUGCUGACGUGACCAAAUUUACCAAGCUGCACUGCUUCCCCCUGCUGGAGACGGCACUCUUCUUCCUAAUGUCCUGGAGUACAUUUCUCUUGGCAGAAGCCUGUGGAUUUACAGGUGUAGUAGCUGUCCUUUUCUGUGGAAUCACGCAAGCUCAUUAUACCUACAACAAUCUGUCUGUGGAAUCAAGAAGUCGAACAAAACAGCUCUUUGAGGUGUUACACUUCCUGGCUGAGAACUUCAUCUUCUCCUACAUGGGCCUGGCACUGUUUACCUUUCAGAAACACGUUUUCAGCCCCAUCUUUAUCAUCGGUGCUUUUGUUGCCAUCUUCCUGGGUAGAGCUGCGCACAUCUACCCGCUCUCCUUCUUCCUCAACUUAGGCAGAAGACACAAGAUCGGCUGGAAUUUCCAACACAUGAUGAUGUUUUCAG